Messenger RNA from Eleginops maclovinus (Patagonian blennie), 731 nucleotides. Its product is annotated as charged multivesicular body protein 4b-like. The transcript has 5 exons. Lineage: Eukaryota; Metazoa; Chordata; Actinopteri; Perciformes; Eleginopidae. Gene Ontology annotation, cellular component: multivesicular body; ESCRT III complex; cytoplasmic side of plasma membrane. The record is from RefSeq and is a predicted model, not a curated record. Bases 23 to 592 code for a protein of 189 amino acids. Gene Ontology annotation, biological process: late endosome to vacuole transport via multivesicular body sorting pathway; vesicle budding from membrane.
UGUCACCUCUAACAUCUCAGACAUGUAUUUCAUCGGCAAGCUGUUCAGUGGGGGAGAGAAGCUGACAAAACAGGAGGAGACGGAGACUCUGUCAGACAGAGAGGAGUUGCUGAUGAAGAAAAGGGAAUUUCUGAGGAAGAAGGUUGACCAGGAGUUUCUGUUUGCCAAGAACAACAGCAGGAAGAACAGACGAGCUGCUCUGCAGGCGCUGAGGAGAAAGAAGUGGUAUGAGAAACAUCUGAAGUACAUCGACUGCGCUGUGAAGGCCAUGAAGUCUGCUCAUGCACACUUAGAGAUUGUCAACAAGCUGAAUGACGUGAUGAAGAACAUCACAGAGGAGCCCGAUCUGACCCAGGACAUAUCCGAAACCCUCCUCAGUUCUGCAGGCUUUGAAGUGGAAUUUGAUGAGGACGAGCUGCUGGCAGAGCUGCAGAGGCUGGAGAUGAGUGUGGAUGAGAGUGUCCUUAAUAAAGACAAAACAGAGAAGAGACUGUCGUCCACUGCAUCACCUUCUCAACCUGCCAUGACAGAGGAAGAGGACAUUGAAGGAGAUUUAGAGCGACUGAGGAGCUGGGCGAGUGCUCCCUCAUAGACACAUCAGCCACAAACACAGGCAGUCAGAGGAAAGGAUGGAAUAAAUAAGCAGAAAUUAAUGGAUUCUUAUGGGAGUUUUGUGAGAGCAUUACAUGUAAUGCGUAAGCUAAUACAGAAAAAUCAUUUAUAUUGAAGUA